Molecule: messenger RNA, 900 nt
Organism: Fusarium mangiferae
Lineage: Eukaryota; Fungi; Ascomycota; Sordariomycetes; Hypocreales; Nectriaceae
Exons: 3
Coding region: 1-900 (299 amino acids)
Biological process (GO): endoplasmic reticulum to Golgi vesicle-mediated transport
Cellular component (GO): trans-Golgi network; membrane
Source: RefSeq, a predicted model, not a curated record
AUGUCAGCUUCCAACGCUCGAGGGCACUAUGCCAACCCACCUUUGGAGGAUGAGGACGACCUGAUCGACCCUGAUGAUGCCGAUCUCAACGACUUUGACGACCCUCUUGCGACCAACAACACCCGUCAGCCCUUGACAGGCAACAUUGGCUCCAGCUCAUCAUCGCGACCGUUGAACGAAGGUUAUCUGACCUCACGAAUCCCCGGAGAAGACCGAAGAGCUCCUCAAAAUACAAUUGAAGAGUCCGUAUGGGAUACAUUGCGUCGCGACCUGCUCGCUGUCUGGGCAAAGCUCAGAGAAGUGCUCUACCCGCGCUAUCUCCUGGGUGGUACUAUGUUCGAUAAUGAGGGGGGUCUGCGCGGCGCUUAUUCCAGCAUCCGUGGCGCUGGUCUUUCAGGGACAAGGGAAGAACUCACUGGACUGGCGAGCCGUAUGGUUGAUGCUGAGGCUCUGCUCCAGAGCAACAUGACUCCUGGUCUUCGCGACUGGGAUCUUUGGGGCCCUCUGAUCUUCUGCCUUCUUCUAAGUGUUCUCCUCAGCAUCACCGCUCGAUCUGAACAGCGUGAUGCUGUAUUCAGUGGCGUCUUUGCUAUGAUUUGGCUCGGUGAGGCUGUCGUGACGCUACAGAUCAAACUGUUGGGUGGUAACAUCUCCUUCGCCCAGAGUGUCUGCAUCAUCGGAUACACGCUUUUCCCCCUGGUUCUUGCUGCUAUGAUGUCUGCCCUCGGCCUUCACUGGAUCGCUCGCAUCCCCAUCUAUAUCGUCCUCAUCAGUUGGUCUCUGGCUGCUGGUGUCAGCAUUUUAGGUGGCAGCGGAGUUGUCAAGAACCGAGUUGCCAUUGCAGUGUACCCUCUACUUGUCUUCUAUCUCGGUCUUGGCUGUCUGUGCUUUAUCAGCUAA